AUGGCGGAAAUGUUGCGCUUGUGGGCUUUUUGCAUACUUUUUACACUGACAACCGCUGCUACUCUUAACAAAGCACCGGUAUUUAACAAAGUCAACGAAGAACCCAUGGUUAGGAAUGCCUUUCCAUCAACGUUUACAGUAAUGCCACGUAUAGCAAACGGUAAUCGUGCAGAAGUCGGCGUUUUUCCUUGGCAUGCUUUCUUGAUAAUUAAAUAUCGUACAAAUAAACCAGAGGAUCCCCCUACAUUUUGUUCUGGCGCUAUUUUGAAUGAAGAAUGGAUUAUUUCAACAGCCGAAUGUCUCUCAAAUGCAGUGACAGUUCGUGUAGAUGUUGGAUCCGUUAACAUUAAUACCCCAUCCCGCAGUGUCUAUCCAUAUUCGUCUACAUUACAUCCAGAUUAUAACAAUACUAAUGGUUUGUUCAAAAAUAAUAUUGCCCUUCUUCGUUUAUCUGGAGAGAACAUGUUAAAUUUCGAUGGAGUUAAUGGAGAAUAUGCACCAGUGCGUUUACCAAAUAAACGACAAAUUAAUGAAACGUUCGUCGGAUAUGAAUCGUAUUUUACCGGCUUUGGAUAUCCUUCACAGAAUAGCAAAAAUAUUAGCGAAUAUUUGCUUUUUGCUGAGCAAAUGAUCAUAAGAAAUAUCGAGUGUCAGGGUUUCUAUGGAAAUAAUUUGGAAUUGAUUUCGGAUAAUGUGAUUUGUUCUCUAAGUGUGAAUUUGCGUCAAGGUAUAUGUUUUAGAGAUAAUGGUGGACCUUUGGUUGUCAACGAAUAUGGUACAAACACACUCGUUGCCGUCCUUAGCUUUGUGCAUAAGACAGGAAAUUGUGGCAAGGAAGCCAGUCCCGCCGUUUAUACUCGCAUUACCAAAUAUUUUGAAUGGAUAUCGAAUAUUACGAAGUAUCAAAUUAGACCAUAAUUUGGUUGAUUGAAAAAAAGUUUUACUAAAGAACAAUGCCAAAAAGUGAGCCAGCUGUCAUUGCUUGCAAAUUUGUCAAACCCUGCGGCUAUCAUAACAAAACAACGUACGUUUAAUUCACGAUAGAAGGAUUCACCCGAAAAAUCAAAUGAUAUAAAUAUAAAAAUUAUUUUAUUUUAUUUUUAUUAUUCCAAUUAUUUUCAAUGAUUAAUACU
Molecule: messenger RNA, 1133 nt
Organism: Contarinia nasturtii (swede midge)
Lineage: Eukaryota; Metazoa; Arthropoda; Insecta; Diptera; Cecidomyiidae
Product: venom protease-like
Exons: 3
Coding region: 1-918 (305 amino acids)
Biological process (GO): proteolysis
Molecular function (GO): serine-type endopeptidase activity
Source: RefSeq, a predicted model, not a curated record